GAUCGACAACUGGAGAUAAAGCCGGUAAAGGGUAAAGACAACCCAGCUGACCUGGGAACGAUGUACUGGAUGAUGUUCCGGUACAGCUUCGGAAAAUCGGAGAAAGCGAAGAAGCAAGCGCAAGUGGAUCCGCCCAAGGAGAAGAAAGAUGCAGCAGCAGAGAAAGAAGAAGAGAAGACUGCUGCAGAGAAGGAUAAAGAAGAAGAGCCUCAAGAGCUUGAGGUAGAAGCAAAGGAGAAAGAUGCAGCAGCAAAGGAAGAAGAAGAGAAGCAUGCUGCAGAGAAGGGUAAAGAUGAAGAGCCAAAAGUUUUCGACCCAGAUACAGAGGACUUAUGGAGCCUCAUGUGUGCCUAUGAUGAAGGGUUAGGGGUCGAUUUCAGCCAGCUAACGGAUGGGACCCUCCAGAAGCGAAUGGAGGAGUUCAUGUCGUUGGUAAGACUGCCGCCAGGGCAGUGGCAAGAUGGAGAAGGAAUAAGGCUGGAAGAAUUGCUCGGAGACCUAAGUGCCAGUUUAGAAGACACGCGAGCAAGCCAGCGAGAAGAGAUCCGCAAGAUACAAGAGAAGUUGGAUGAGGAAAAGGAGAAUCUUGCUAAAGCUGAAAGCAUCGUGGAAGAGAUACAGCAAGGAAAAGCGAUGCUAGACGCCACUGAGGCAACGGCAGAGAUUGCGUGA
Messenger RNA from Symbiodinium necroappetens, 672 nucleotides. Lineage: Eukaryota; Dinophyceae; Suessiales; Symbiodiniaceae. The record is from the annotation of a GenBank genome assembly.